Coregonus clupeaformis (lake whitefish) is the source of this 1546-nucleotide messenger RNA. Its product is annotated as ADP-ribosylation factor-like protein 6-interacting protein 6. NCBI's taxonomy places the organism in Eukaryota, Metazoa, Chordata, Actinopteri, Salmoniformes, Salmonidae. The coding region runs from base 431 to 868 and encodes 145 amino acids. The record is from RefSeq and is a predicted model, not a curated record. The transcript has 4 exons.
CUGUUGCAAAACUUUCGCUACGGUGUGCCCUACUGAACACUGAAGAUGAUAGACGUGUUCAAACCAAUGGACAAGAUGUUUGUUGGUUGCGUCAGGGAAAGUAAUGCUAUUCCGUUGGGUUUAAGUUUUUAGGGCGGGUUUUGUUUUCUCAUACGGAAGAGGAAGGAGCUAUGUUUAUUUUUGAUUUUUAUCAGAAGUUUAUAAAGUUACGAAAAGGGGACUUGUUGAACUAACUUUACAUUAUUUACAUACGGCAGUGAUACUAUUCAAAUAAAAUACAUCCUAAUUUUACUUUAACAACGUGCGUGUCACUAUAAUUGGAGGAAGGCAGUUUGGGAGAGAACUAACUUCGCUACGUUGAAAUCUAGCGUAUGCUUGCUUAGGCAACUAGUUAAACGUUUUUGAAUGGUAUUACUUAACUCUAACCAAGAUGGACAUACAACACCGGCAGCGUCCGAUCAAACCGGACCAGAGUUUUUGGGACAACCGAAGACUGUGGACCGCAAGGAUUUUCUCCAUGCUCUGCUGUGUGCUGGUUGUGUCAGUCGUCGCCGUAUUCUGUGCCUUUGUUUACCUAAUCUUGAAAGAACUGCGGACUGAGAGAGUGAUUGGAGAGGAUGGCUCAGAGGUUAGACUCUUAGGGUUCUGGAGUGUUCUGGUGAUGUCGGUGCUAGCAGGGGUCUGCUGCUGUAGCUUCACAUGGACCAUCACCUACUUCGACUCUUUUGAGCCUGGCACGUUCCCCCCAACGCCCCUGUCCCCUGCCCACCUCAGGCAGGUGACAGGUCACUCCUUCCACAUGGGCUACAGUGUGGCGGUCCUGAAUGGCAUCGUAGCGGCGAUCACCGUCAUUUGGAGCCUCACCUGAUCCUAUCCACAACCCCCUGUUCUACCUGACCUUACCCACAACCCCCUGCUCUGACCCAUGACCCCCUGACCUUACCCACAACCCCUUGCUCUGACCCACACUCCCCUUCUCCCCCAGCUGCUCUCAACCUCUUCUACAGGUGAAUCACUGCUUUUAUCACAGAGCAUUUUCCCCAUGUGUAUGUGUACACCUCAAGAGGAGCAGUAGAACGUGUGAUGCUACGAGAAAAUGUGUCAAGUACUAAAGUCAGCAUCUCACUCACUAGCUCCUUGGAGCUUAGCUCCUCAUCAUUUGGUUCUCCACGCUGUCCUUUUCUUGGCCAAGUCCCAGGCUGAUGCAGUGUUGAGUCCCAGGUUUCUACAAAGUCAGGAUACCUUUUUUAAUGUACUGUAUAUUGUGAUAUAUAUAUAUAUAUAUAUAUAUAUAUUUAUAUUUAGCCUAAAGAGGUAUUUGUGCCAAACGAGUGGUAUAAAGAGAACAUUUAAAAUAUAACAUAAUGCUCACACAUGAUCAAUCUAGGGUUUAUUGUAAGUCUAAUAUAUAGCCUGCAGAGGUAUGUUCCAUGCAGUGUAUUUGUGCAUUUAACUGUUAUUCUCACUGAAACACUGAAUUCCUCUAGUGCUUUCACUGUCUGCCACUGAUGUCUGUACUUCUGAACAGUAAAGAUGCUCUCACCUA